ACAAAGAGCGGAAGUGACUGUGGGCGCCCCGGAAGUAGUUCUCGCUGUUUUCUUACGGUCCGGCGCGGCGGCGCUGCUUUCUACCCCCCGACCUGCGCUUUGUUGCCGAGCUGCCAGGCUUGACCGGGCAGCUGUAUCUCACCCUCCGGGCGGCUUCACACUCCUGAAUGCUCCUCGACAUGGCGGCUGGAGGCGGCGCGGCUCCUCCGCACGUUGGUGAUAUUGAAGAGGACGCUUCUCAGCUGCUCUUUCCUAAAGAGUUCGAGAACGCGGAGACGCUGCUGAACUCGGAGGUCCACAUGUUGCUGGAGCACAGAAAGCAGCAGAACGAGAGCGCGGAGGACGAGCAGGAGCUGUCCGAGGUCUUCAUGAAGACCCUCAACUACACGGCCCGUUUCAGCCGCUUCAAGAACCGCGAGACCAUCACGGCCGUGCGCAGCCUCCUGCUGCAGAAGAAGCUCCACAAGUUCGAGCUCGCCAGUUUGGCCAACCUGUGUCCAGAAGCCGCAGAGGAGGCCAAAGCCCUGAUCCCCAGCUUGGAGGGUCGCUUUGAGGACGAGGAGCUGCAGCAGAUCCUCGAUGACAUCCAGACCAAGAGAAGCUUCCAGUACUGAGACCUCAGCCCCCCACACACACAGCCCCGCCCCCUACAGCCCCGCCCCCAGACUAAUGUGGUCAAUCUGCUGUCCUGAUAA
Molecule: messenger RNA, 695 nt
Organism: Pundamilia nyererei
Lineage: Eukaryota; Metazoa; Chordata; Actinopteri; Cichliformes; Cichlidae
Gene: polr2d
Product: RNA polymerase II subunit D
Exons: 4
Coding region: 168-614 (148 amino acids)
Biological process (GO): DNA-templated transcription initiation
Cellular component (GO): RNA polymerase complex
Molecular function (GO): nucleotide binding
Source: RefSeq, a predicted model, not a curated record